AAUCCAAGUCCAAGAUGGCGUCGUCCCCUCAAACCAAACGGUGUGCGUCUGGCUCUUGCUUCAAGGAUGGCACUCUUCAUUGCGCCAAGUGCAAGGUCACUUUCUACUGCAGCAAGGUCUGCCAGAAGAACCACUGGGCCAAGCACAAGAAGCACUGCACUGCUCACAAACCUAUGCCUGAAGGCACCUUUGAGUUUCUGAAGCUCAACCGUGACACUCACCUCCUCGUUGCCCGCUACACGCCCGAUCAACAGGCCGAACACGAAUCUCUCAUCAAUGCCACCGGCGACCACUUCCACAUCAGAAACUCCCUGGAUCAAGUCAAGGGACAUUUGGAGAUCAGCCCUGGUACCCCUAUCUGGGACAUCAAGGGCUAUCAACCUCUGNUAGCCGCCAGAGGUCUUCUCAACGCCAACAAGCAGAUCAACGACGAACUUACCAGCACGCUCUUCUCCAAGAACACCUUCCUCAUCCCCGUAAGCGAACACUUUCGCUAUGCGAUUACCGGUCAGCUGUUUAGCUAUGUACUGGACACUGCCUCUUUGGCUCAGGUCAAGCAUUUGGUCAUCAGUGUGGGAGCUCAAUUUGACGUUAAGCAUCCUCGUCAUGGUAAUGGUGUUGCAGCUCUAAAGCACAACUUCAAUCACAUUGUCAAGAGUUUGAGUGUGCUGGGUAACAAGCUUGAGUCGCUUACGAUCCGCUUUGUCAGUUGCUCUUAUGGCAAAGUUGAGGAGAUGCGUGCGGAAAUUGAUUCUCUGCUCACUCAGCCUGAAGCUCGUUCUGUGCAGGUCAUGCGUGAGGAUGGUACUCNNUUCACCUUUGCCCACGACAACGUCGGACGCUUCUACACCUCUGCCUUUGACCUAGCCGACGCCUUUGAGGACCUGAGUAUUCCGGUCAAGAACUUCGAGAUCUAUGGUGAUGUCCCUGGCGAAGUGAUCCAGCGCUUGAACUGCAAGUUUGGCGUUGNNGCGUUGAUGACAACCACCAAGCCAACAACGAUGCCCACCAAGCCUACCCGCGAUCCCAAUCACCAGCGCCCCAAGAGUCUCGCUGAGCUGGUCAAGGGCAUGGCACCAAAGAACCCCAAUGACAAGAAGCUGGCUGCAUUUGCCGAGCAGAUCGCUGGUAUGCCUAUCAGAAGCCGUGGUGUCAAUGCUAUGUUGUUUGGUCCUCCUACCCCUGAGGAGAUGGAGAUGUUGCGUCGUCAGAUGGAAAAG
Molecule: messenger RNA, 1220 nt
Organism: Aureobasidium vineae
Lineage: Eukaryota; Fungi; Ascomycota; Dothideomycetes; Dothideales; Saccotheciaceae
Source: the annotation of a GenBank genome assembly